AUGACCGCCGAAAUGCAUUCUCCACCUGCGACCAGGGACAAGUUAAAUGUCUAUACUUUGAUCUUGAUCUGUUAUCUCGGACUUGGUUCAAUGAGCUUUGGCUAUGCAGCCUCCGUCAUUGGAACGUUGCUAGGGCAACCAUCUUUUCUGGAGUACUUCAACCUCGAAACAUCGUCCAAUGGAACCACUCUGAUCUCGACCAUGAACGGUGUCUUUCAGACUGGGGGCUUUCUAGGAGUGUUGUGCUUGCCAUGGGUCGCCGACAAAUACGGCAGGAAAUGGUCGCUCGCAGUGCCUGCUUUACUGAUUAUCGUGUCCGGUGCAAUCAUGGCAGGGAGCACCAAUGUGGCAGAGUUCAUUGUCUUCCGCUUCUUUUCGGGCGCCGGCGCCUAUAUGUUCGUUGCGGCUCCUCCGCUGAUGAUGAGUGAACUCGUACCGGCCAAUCUUCGUGGUGGAUUGGUUGAGUUCCAUGGGGUUUUCUACGUCUUCGGGUGGCUUGUCAUGCGAGGCCGCGACGAGCAAGCGAGACAAGUUCUCACCAAGAUACAUUCUCAUUCAGGAGUCGGUCACGAUCGGGCGAACCUUGAGUUGUAUCAGAUCCAGAAACAAGUGGCUAUUGAUCGCUCCCUGCCAUCUAGCUGGUACCAGAUGUUCAAAAGACCAUCUUACCGUAAGCGUGCGUUUCUUGGACUCGCAACGACGGGGAUGGUGCAGUUUUCCGGAGUGCUGGUUAUCAACAACUACGGGCCGGUGAUUUACAGGCUGCUGGGCUACAGUCCCAUGAAACAACUCCUCUUCCCGUCUCUCUGGCUCACCGUCGGGUUCGUGUGCUUCUUCUUUGGUCCGAUUCUGAUUGACAAAAUUCCCCGGAAUUGGAUGCUGGGUAUCGGCAUUCUUGGAACCUCGACUAUGCUGAGCAUCAUCGCGGCGCUCCUCGCCAAUUUCGUGCCUUCCACCAACACUGCCGCAUUAAAAGCCACGGUAGCUAUGUUUUUCCUCUAUCAGCCAUUCGUCAACAUCGGCCUCGAUGGAACACAAUUCGUGUACUUGGGGGAGGUCUUCCCCAAUCACCUUCGCGCCAAAGGAGUCUGUCUCGGCACGUCUAUGAUAGCGUUCAUGAAUAUAAUAUGGCUUCAAUCGGCCCCCGAAGCUUUGAAAAAUAUACAGUGGAAAUAUCUCCUCUGCUUCAUCAUUCCGGGUUUUCUUUCCGGGUUCUGUGUUGUUAUGUUCUGGCCAGACACUCGGGAUACGCCCUUGGAAGAGAUCGGCGCCAUCUUCAGUGACGGCGACGAGAUUGCGGUAUACCAGUACCAGCUUGAGAUCGACCCCACGACACACACGAUCCAUGACCACACCGAACGGCCUGACGCAGAGAUAUCUGUAGCAGAUGUCAAACAAGAAGCAGGUCCGAAUGAUGUGACGAUAUGGGAAUGGGCUUUCGAGGACGCGAGGUACUCGCCGUUGUUUAACUUUCCACCCAACGAGAUUGGAGGCUUCACCAAUGCAGUCACCCAAGAGCGGCUGGACUACUUCCAAGUCAAGGAGCAUGCUACUCAUCUAUCCACGGCCUUGGUGAAACGAUAUGGCUUGCAGGUAGAAGAUACGGUAUCAUUGUUCAGCCCGAACACGACAUGGUACCCUGUCGCUUUGUUCUCCAUCUUGAGAGCAGGUGGAAGAGUCAACGGCGCCUCUCCUGCAUAUGGCCCGGACGAGAUGGCCCAUGCCCUCAAAACGGCACAAACAAAGUAUAUCAUGACUGUGCCCAACUCCAUCAAUGUGGCCCUUGCAGCGGCAAAGAAAGCGGGAAUUCCCAAUGAUCGCAUUUUCUUGUUAGAGGGGGAGCUCGAGGGCUACACGACGAUGAAGCAACUGUUGGAAAUCGGCAAGAGCUACGGCAAUGGCCAGACGCCUACAUAUCGCAUCCCAGCGGGCAGCACCAACGAUGUGUGCGGGUUCCUGACCUUUAGUAGUGGAACAACUGGGCUACCAAAAGCUGUGAUGCUGUCACAUAAGAAUAUGAUUGCUCAAUGCCAACAGCUGAAGGACGUUGCGGGACCGCAGAAGAGACGGUUUCUAGCAUGCCUCCCCUUGUUUCACAUCAGUGGGCUCAUGCGUUUCCUUCACUGGCCUAUCGCCGGCAACGACGAAUGCAUCAUGCUCCCACAAUUCACUAUGGAAGCGUUCCUAGGUGCCAUUGUCAAAUACCAGAUCACAGAUCUGACCCUGGUCCCGUCCAUUGUCAUCCGACUAGUACGCGACCCUAUCGUUGAUGGUUACGAUCUCACUUGUGUCAGGACAAUCGCAUCUGGUGCAGCUCCUCUUGGGCAGGAGGUCAUCCGCCAACUUGAACAGAAGAUGCCGUGGACCGGAUUCCGGCAAAGUUACGGUAUGACAGAGUCGUGCUGCUGUCUGACGACCCACCCACCUGAAUUCUACAGCUACAAAUAUGCCAACAGCGGGGGUGUGCUCCUUGGCUCGACGGCAGUGAAGAUUCUCGACGUGGUUACAGGUGAAGAGCGAGGGCCAAACGAGAUAGGCGAGAUUCUUGCCAGUGGUCCCCAGAUUGCAAUGGGGUAUCUCGCAAACCCGAAGGAAACAGCCGAGACGUUUGGAGCGGACGGCUUCCUGCGCACGGGUGACAUUGGCAGUAUCGAUGACGAAGGCUUUAUCCACAUUGUUGAUCGAAUCAAGGAGAUGAUCAAGGUCAAAGGUCAACAGGUCGCCCCGGCAGAGCUGGAGAAUCUCCUGCUGGGACACCCUGCUGUGGACGAUUGUGCCGUACUGGGAAUACCUGACGACUAUAGUGCCGAACGACCAAAGGCAUACAUUGUGUUGAAGCCCACUGUGAAGCCGAGCGACGAGGUGGGCAGGGAGCUGAUACAAUAUGUGAAAGAUAGGCGAGUGCGCUAUAAAUGGAUCAAGGAGGUUGAGUUCAUUGCAGAAAUACCAAAGAGCCCCAGUAGCAAGAUCUUGAGGAGGGUUUUGCGGGAUAAAGAGAAGCGAGGGGAGAAGGGCCAGAUUGUCAAGGAUAUCUCGGACCGUGCGAGGCUUUGA
Molecule: messenger RNA, 3054 nt
Organism: Fonsecaea nubica
Lineage: Eukaryota; Fungi; Ascomycota; Eurotiomycetes; Chaetothyriales; Herpotrichiellaceae
Exons: 12
Coding region: 1-3054 (1017 amino acids)
Biological process (GO): transmembrane transport
Cellular component (GO): membrane
Molecular function (GO): CoA-ligase activity; transmembrane transporter activity
Source: RefSeq, a predicted model, not a curated record